CAGGCUCCGGCCGCUGCCAUGGGCCCCGGGGCCGUCCGGGGCCGGGCUCGGGGCUGAGGAGGGCGCCCAACGCCCCCCGCGCCCGCCCCACGCCCGUCCGCCGCGGCCAUGGCCCUCCGGCCCGGCCUGUGGCCGGCGCUCCUGGGCAUCGUCCUCGCGUCCUGGCCCCGCGGCUCGGGCGGCCAGCAGAGUGCCACCGUGGCCAACCCGGUGCCCGGAGCCAGCCCGGACCUGCUGCCGCACUUCCUGGUGGAGCCCGAGGACGUGUACAUCGUCAAGAACAAGCCCGUGCUGCUGGUGUGCAAGGCCACGCCCGCCACGCAGAUCUUCUUCAAGUGCAACGGCGAGUGGGUGCGCCAGGUGGAUCACGUCAUCGAGCGCAGCACCGACGCCAGGAGCGGGCUGCCGGCCAUGGAAGUUCGCAUCAAUGUGUCCAGGCAGCAGGUGGAGAAGGUCUUUGGGCUGGAGGAAUACUGGUGCCAGUGCGUGGCAUGGAGCUCCUCGGGCACCACCAAGAGUCAGAAGGCCUACAUCCGUAUCGCCUAUUUACGCAAGAACUUUGAACAGGAGCCGCUGGCCAAAGAGGUGUCCCUGGAGCAAGGCAUUGUGCUGACCUGCCGCCCGCCAGAGGGCAUCCCUCCGGCUGAGGUGGAGUGGCUCCGAAACGAGGACUUGGUGGACCCCGCUGUGGACCCAAACGUGUACAUCACACGGGAGCACAGCCUGGUGGUGCGACAGGCCCGCCUGGCCGACACAGCCAACUACACUUGUGUGGCCAAGAACAUCGUGGCCCGUCGCCGCAGCUCCUCGGCUGCUGUCAUCGUCUACGUGAACGGGGGGUGGUCCACGUGGACCGAGUGGUCCGUCUGCAGCGCCAGCUGCGGGCGCGGCUGGCAGAAACGGAGCCGGAGCUGCACCAACCCGGCGCCUCUCAACGGAGGCGCCUUCUGCGAGGGGCAGAACGUCCAGAAAACGGCCUGCGCCUCGCUGUGCCCAGUGGACGGAGGCUGGAGCGCGUGGAGCAAGUGGUCGGCCUGCGGGCUGGACUGCACGCACUGGCGGAGCCGGGAGUGCUCGGACCCGGCCCCGCGCAACGGAGGCGAGGAGUGCCGGGGGGCAGACUUGGACACCCGCAACUGCACCAGCGACCUCUGCGUGCACACUGUCUCUGGUCCCGAAGAUGUGGCCCUCUAUGUGGGCCUGAUCGCUGUGGCUGUGUGCCUGCUGCUCUUGCUCCUGGUCCUCAUUCUUGUUUAUUGCCGGAAGAAGGAGGGGCUGGACUCGGACGUGGCUGACUCGUCCAUCCUUACGUCUGGCUUCCAGCCUGUCAGUAUCAAACCCAGCAAGGCAGAUAACCCUCAUCUGCUCACCAUCCAGCCAGACCUCAGCACCACCACUACUACUUACCAGGGGAGUCUGUGUUCCCGGCAAGACGGGCCGGGCCCCAAGUUUCAACUCACCAAUGGUCACCUGCUCAGCCCACUAGGGACUGGCCGCCAUACUCUGCACCUCAGCUCCCCUGCCUCAGAGGCUGAAGACUUGGUGUCUCGCCUGUCAGCACAGAAUUUCUUUCGCUCCCUGCCCCGUGGUACCAGCAACAUGGCCUAUGGAACCUUCAACUUCCUGGGGGGGCGCCUGAUGAUCCCAAACACAGGCAUCAGUCUCCUCAUCCCCCCUGACGCCAUCCCCAGGGGAAAGAUCUACGAGGUCUACCUCACGCUGCACAAGCCGGAGGAUGUGAGGUUGCCCCUAGCUGGAUGUCAGACCCUGCUGAGCCCCAUCGUUAGCUGCGGGCCCCCUGGGGUGCUCCUCACCCGGCCUGUCAUUCUCGCCAUGGACCACUGCGGGGAGCCCGGCCCUGACUGCUGGAGUCUGCGCCUCAAAAAGCAGUCGUGUGAAGGCAGCUGGGAGGACGUGCUGCAUCUGGGUGAGGAGGCACCCUCCCACCUCUACUACUGCCAGCUGGAUGCGGGCGCGUGCUACGUGUUCACGGAGCAACUGGGCCGCUUUGCGCUGGUGGGAGAGGCCCUGAGCGUGGCUGCUUCCAAGCGCCUCAAGCUGCUCCUCUUCGCCCCAUCGGCCUGCACCUCCCUGGACUAUGCCAUCCGCGUGUACUGCCUGCACGACACCCACGAUGCCCUCAAGGAGGUGGUACAGCUGGAGCGGCAGCUGGGAGGCCAGCUGAUUCAGGAGCCCCGAGUGCUGCACUUCAAGGACAGCUACCACAACCUGCGUCUCUCCGUGCACGACGUGCCCAGCUCCUUGUGGAAGAGCAAGCUUCUGGCCAGCUACCAGGAGAUCCCCUUCUACCACAUCUGGAACGGCACGCAGCAGUACUUGCACUGCACUUUUGCCCUGGAGCGCGCCAGCCCCAGCACCAGCGACCUGGCCUGCAAGGUGUGGGUGUGGCAGGUGGAGGGCGAAGGGCAGAGCUUCAACAUCAACAUCAAUAUCACCAAGGACACGAGAUAUGCGGAGCUGCUGGCUCUGGAGAGCGAAGGGGGGGUCCCCGCCCUCGUGGGCCCCAGUGCCUUCAAGAUCCCCUUCCUCAUUCGGCAGAAGAUCAUUACCAGCCUCGACCCGCCAUGCAGCAGGAGUGCCGACUGGCGGACUCUGGCGCAGAAACUGCACCUGGAUAGCCAUCUCAGCUUCUUCGCCUCCAAGCCCAGCCCCACGGCCAUGAUCCUGAACUUGUGGGAGGCCCGGCACUUCCCCAACGGCAACCUCAGCCAGCUGGCCGCCGCCGUGGCCGGCCUGGGCCAGCCCGACUCAGGCCUCUUCACCGUGUCGGAAGCCGAGUGCUGAGCUGACCGGUCAGGGCCAUCCCGCCGGCGCCCACACUUCACCAGCUUUGGCACCCACCCGGGACAGACAGACACCCUGGGGACAGGCCCCCGCAGAGGACAGAUCCCGCCCCACCUUGCCGGUCCCUCAGGCCCUAGCCACACUCACUCUUCUGGGGGUCCCCGGGGCCAGCGCCUGGACCUUGUGCGUGUGCGUCUUUGCGCGUGUGUGCGUUUGUCUGUGUGCGUGUGUGUGUCUGCUCGUGCCAUGCUACCUCCUCUCGUCCCUGGCCAGGGGGCCGCAUCCACAGCCAUGCACGCACACGCCGGGCUAGGGAUCUGCCCCCCACCCCCCGAUCUUAUGCAAACAUUUCAGGUGCCUGCAGGGAGGGCCCCCAGUGGAGAGACCCUGCUCCCGGCCUGCAGGCCCGAGGGCCACAGACGGACAGAGGGCAGCCCCUGGGUCCAGGCACAGGACUGCCACGGGCCCGCGCCCCUGCAUGUCUGUGUGCUCGUUUCACCCAUGUGCCCAUCGCCCUGCCCCUGCACACACGCACACACAGGCAUCUUGCGCAGCACCCCCGCUGCCCUCAGUGUCUCCCAACUGGUGUGGUUCUCCAUUGGUCCAUGCUGCCCGCUUCUCCCACCCACCAGGGGCUGCCAGCUCCCACCACGCCUACCCUGUCCCCAGCCCCUGGCUUCGUGGAGCCCUGCCCACGGUGAGUCCCAGGGUGGACCAGGGCGAGUGUGCGUGCUGUGUCGUGCCCAUGGCGGCCGCUGCCCCUGCACAGGGGGUAUCUGGCAUGUGGAGGUGGUGCCCCGACUCAGUCUUGAGUGCCCUUUGGGGCACUUACACUUGGCCUUAUGUACACAGCCUUGCCGGCUGCCGGGGCGCGUAGGGAUUUUAGCGGACGUGAAUGUAAAUAAAUUAUAUAUAUAUUGUUAA
Messenger RNA from Suncus etruscus (white-toothed pygmy shrew), 3729 nucleotides. RefSeq names its product unc-5 netrin receptor A (gene UNC5A). Gene Ontology annotation, cellular component: membrane. Bases 109 to 2805 code for a protein of 898 amino acids. The record is from RefSeq and is a predicted model, not a curated record. Gene Ontology annotation, biological process: netrin-activated signaling pathway; anterior/posterior axon guidance. NCBI's taxonomy places the organism in Eukaryota, Metazoa, Chordata, Mammalia, Eulipotyphla, Soricidae. Gene Ontology annotation, molecular function: netrin receptor activity; protein binding. The transcript is spliced from 16 exons.